AUGAUGUGGCGAAUGUGCCGUCGAUCUAGGACAAUCUGUCUGUCGUUGGCACUCAUCUCUAUUUUCCUGCACCUUCUCCUGGCGCUUGUCUCACUUUCCUUGUACCGUCAGCCCUGUGACCCCCCGCUAACCCCAUGGACACACAUCUUGAAACGUCUGGUAAACAAAAGCGGCUCCUCUACGGGUAUCGGUGGUCCGACCAUAUCACCAACCUCUACCGAGAAUCCUGUUGGAACGCCUCGUAACAAACUCCUAUCGGCGAAAAGUGAAGGAAUCGCGCCGGUGAAGGCACCCCUGGCUGAACAACUGGCGGCCGGCCUGUUGAAACUGGGGGCGUUGUUUGAUCACCCUCUUUACAAUGUCCCCACCACGGCCAUGCAUGAAGAUGACUGGCUGCUGAGGGUCAAACCAAAGCGGAAGUCUGAAAGGAGCUCCCAGAUGUGGGUGAGCGCGAGCCAAGAAGGCUACAACCACUGGAACAGCAGCAGCAACAGCCAUCCCACCUGGCUGCGUUUUCACCUCGGCAUCUCUCGUUGGCAACUCUACCUCCAUCAGGACCCCAACAUUGACUCCGUGGUCGAGCAGCUGGCCACUCACCACAUCGUUAGUGCAGUGCAGAAGACCGGAGGUACACAACUGAAGCUGGUGAUGUCAUUUCCCAACUAUGGGAGGGCCAUGUUCAAACCCAUGAAGCAGCAGAGAGAUGACGAAACCGACUACAACCUCUACUACUUCUCCGAUUUCGAGCGACACAACGCUGAAAUCGCAGCCUUUCACUUGGACAGGAUUUUGGGUUACAGGAGAGUCCCUCCUGCCGUCGGGAGGCAAGUGGAUGUGGUCAAAGAGAUCAAAAACAUCACCACUGAUCUCAAGUUGGCCAGGACUUUCUUUAACUCUCCCGUGGGAAACGUGUGCUUCUACGGCCGGUGCUCUUACUACUGUUCAACAGAGCAUGCCAUCUGUGGCCGGCCCAGGAACCUUGAGGCCUCCUUGGCCCUCAUGCUGCCCGACCUCUCCCUGGCGACCCGGAGGAGCUGGAGGUCCCCCUGGAGACGCUCCUACAGCCGCAGUAAACUAGCAAAAUGGGAGACAGAACCUGACUACUGCUCCACCAUCAAAAAGACAGCUCCAUACGACAAAGGUACCAGACUGGUGGAUUUUAUGGACCUGGUCAUACUGGACUUCCUGAUGAGUAAGUUCAUAUUUUGA
Messenger RNA from Entelurus aequoreus (snake pipefish), 1209 nucleotides. RefSeq names its product extracellular serine/threonine protein kinase FAM20C-like. The transcript has 7 exons. Gene Ontology annotation, cellular component: Golgi apparatus. Gene Ontology annotation, biological process: protein phosphorylation. NCBI's taxonomy places the organism in Eukaryota, Metazoa, Chordata, Actinopteri, Syngnathiformes, Syngnathidae. Bases 1 to 1209 code for a protein of 402 amino acids. Gene Ontology annotation, molecular function: phosphotransferase activity, alcohol group as acceptor. The record is from RefSeq and is a predicted model, not a curated record.